CACGAGUGCGCGCAUUGUGCCCAGUCUGGUUUGGAUAGAAGACGAAAAAAUUGUGGCGCGCCUACCUAACCCAGACAGCGGCCUGCCUGUCAGUGCCUGGGAUGAGCGGAGAGUCAGUAACGUUAGUGCGAGCGAGACCUUGGCUGGGCCACGUAGCGAUGGAUCUACAGUAGCACCGAGUCUACUGCUAACAUAUCAGUGUCAUACAUUCUAAAAAUGCAUUAGUAAACACAUUUGCAAUCGAGCAUGCAAUAGGAUUAUCAAACAGUGGUGAACUGCAACAGUAGCUGGCUCUUUUUGUGCGUCUGCAGCACUCCAGAAUCCCUGCAACUCUGAUUGCACGAAAUGAGAAAGAGGGCGCGCUCACCGAAGGCGGCAGAUUGCAGAUGGCUCCUGAAACGAGGCACAGAAGUUCUGACUGCAGCUCAACGUCCGGCGUGAAGCUCACCCUCAAGACAGAAGCUUAAAGACUGAAGCCCUAACGGACAAUAUAACACUGACAGCCUCAAGUGAGAGACUAACCCGAGAGGCUUCAUCUGCGGAGAGACCAAAACCUCAUCGAGGGUGAAGAGCAGACACCCCAGCUUCCAGAGAAGCUUUGAGAUUCAAGCUCAACAGAAGCCUAAGCUUGUAGCAGAAUGCCACUCACGGUCUGUCCUCAGCCUUUGUCCUGUGGUGAGCAUGGAUCCCCUGUUUGAAUCUGGGUGACGCUUUCUUCCCUUCGCCCCUUCCUCCUUCCUGUCUCCUCAGUGGCGGGAGGGGUGGGGGAUUGCUUCCGUUCUCCCUGCCCCUCCUUACAACAUAGCGAGGUUACUCUCACAGUUUAAGAAUAGCAUCACUGCUAACAAACAUCUGGCUGAGCUUCAACUAGCACUACUACAGUCUUCCCCUCCCACACACAUGAAAUCCUGCCAGAGCCUGAAGGGGGAGGUGUCCAGCCCAGGUGGGAUGUCACAGGAGGGGCGCAAAACGCAGCAGGUGGCCCAGUCCUACUACCACUCCCCCGCCCCAGACCUGGACCUAACGGGCAAGCUGUACAAGCGGGAGGGCGGAGGCAAGCCUUACUCUGUGCUAGUGGACAACAAGAUGACAGCCAAGACCCCCAUGAGUGACCAGACUCCCAGUCAGCUGUCCCCGCAGCAUGUUACCUCCCCCCAGCAGCAGUACUACAGAGAGGGGACAGUAGGGCAGGAGGGGGGCGCGCAGGGGGCCCAGGCAGGCAAUGGGGGCACCUCCGAGGACUCAGAGGAAGAGGAGGAGUCAUUCAAUCGGGAGCAGAUCAUCGUGGAGGUCAACCUGAACAAUCAGACACUUAACGUAUCAAAGGGGGACAAGUCCGCCCCCCAAACCGAUGCCUCAGAGAGACACUGCAGCGAGGAGGAGGAGGAGGAGGAGGAAGAAGAUGAGGAAGAUGUGGAAGAAGAUGAAGUUGAAGAGGAGGAAGAAAUAGAGAGUCGUAGAACGAGAGCCAAGAGGGCUCGGCGUGGGGUGGUCCCCGCUACCAGCCAGUCCCGGAGGAAGACCCAGUGCACCGCUCUGAGCACCACCGGCAUGACCACCAGGGGCCGACGGAAGAAGACCACCCAGCCACCCAAGAGGACGCGCCGGACUGCCAGGGAGGGCAAGGGGACCCCCUCAGCUGCCUCUGCCACAGGGGAUAAAGCGGAUGGGGAGGAGCGGGAGACGCUGGCGUGUGAGAAGUGCCCCCGUGUCUUCAACACCCGCUGGUACCUGGAGAAGCACAUGAAUGUCACACACAGACGCAUGCAAAUCUGUGACAAGUGUGGCAAGAAGUUUGUCCUGGAGAGUGAGCUGGCCUUACACCAGCAGACUGACUGUGAAAAGAACAUCCAGUGCGUCUCCUGCAACAAGUCUUUCAAGAAGCUGUGGUCGCUGCACGAGCACAUCAAGAUCGUGCACGGCUACGCAGAGAAGAAGUUUGCCUGUGAGAUCUGUGACAAGAAGUUCUACACGAUGGCUCAUGUCCGCAAGCACAUGGUUGCUCACACUAAGGACAUGCCGUUCACCUGUGAGACCUGUGGCAAGUCGUUCAAGCGCAGCAUGUCCCUGAAGGUUCACUCGCUGCAGCACUCUGGGGAGAAGCCCUUCCGCUGUGAGAACUGUGCUGAGAGGUUCCAGUAUAAGUACCAGCUACGCUCCCACAUGAGCAUCCACAUCGGACACAAGCAGUUCAUGUGUCAGUGGUGUGGCAAGGACUUCAACAUGAAGCAGUACUUUGACGAGCACAUGAAAACACACACAGGAGAGAAGCCAUUCAUCUGUGAGAUCUGUGGGAAGAGCUUCACCAGCCGGCCCAACAUGAAGCGCCACCGCCGCACCCACACAGGAGAGAAGCCCUACCCCUGCGAGUUGUGCAGCCAGCGCUUCCGCUUCUCCAACAUGCUCAAGGCCCACAAGGAGAAGUGCUUCCGGGUCACCAGCCCUGUGACCCUGCAGGCCAGCAGCCUCCCCCUGCCUCUCCACCUCUCUGCCACGUCCUCCUCUGGCCCCGGCCCGGGCCUCGCCCCCUUAGCUGCCACCACCUCCGCCCCUCUGGGCCUCAGCCCGACAGGGGGGGCUCUUCCCCCACGCGCACCCGUGGGCCACCCCACCUUCUCCCAUCUGCACAUGACCCCCUCUCACCAUCUCCCUCACCACCAAACGUCGCAACAACAGCAGCACCACCCCGGCACGCCCCUGCAAGCACUCCCUCUGCCCCACCACCUCCUGCCUGUGCCCCCCGUCUCCCCUCCCCCCGCGCUCUUCAAGAGCGAGCCCCUCACCCACUGUGGGCAGGAGGACAGCAGCUACCUGCGUUACAUGGCACCGCAGGACAAGGGGCCUGGGGCCCCCAGCAUCACUGAACCCUAUGUGGGCUCCAGGCCUGCCUGCCACACCUCGAUUACCCCCACCCCAACUCACCCUGGCCCCUGGUGUAGAGCGGCCCCUCGAAGACUGAUAUGAACAAGACACUCAGAGCUCAGUACACACCAGUGUGUGAGGGAUACAGACAGGUACACUUUCAGUCUACACUUUAGAUAAGUGAGUGACCCACUUAGCUAGAGACCCAGGUCAACUGACACAGAUUUUACAACCUCUUGCUCAUAUCUUUUCUUGUGAAAAUAUUCUUAUAAAAUCCUGUAUUCUAAGACAACCUGCCUCCCAUGGUAGAAGGCUGUGUGUGUACCGGUAUGUGAGUUAUCCCUUGUUUGUGUCCAUUUUAUCCUCUCCACUAAUGGUUGCUAAUGCCAUUAUUCUGCUAGUGGUUCCUUAUCCAGGUAGCGGAUCAGAACAGAUCCAUUUCAUCAACUUAGUCCUUCACGUCAACUGACUUAAACAACGGUUGCACAGUUCUGGGGGAGUUGUAAGUCCUAAGGCUGACCCGUAGGACCAUGGGGUCACCGAGUUCUCGUUGAAUGUUUACCAUCCUGGUACCAACUAGGUCUCCCACUGUCUCCUGAGGCAUUCCACACUGGCUCUACCAGCAGUAGGCCAGGAAUCACUGCCACAGGUCACAGUGGGGAGGUUAGAAAAUGGUUGUUAGUUAGCUACUACUAGUCUGUUGCGACAGAGAUUCUGGUUAAUUGGUGCUUUCCAUUGCAGUACUACACACUUCUAUACACAGGCUAGAUCUCGUAACAUCUGGAGUGUACUGUAACAGAGUGGGAUUGUUUGUGUUGUUGUGAUGCAGUUCUGGGAAUUGUCUUCUUGACUGACAUACAGCCUUCGUACACACACACACACACACACACACACACUUCAAAAAGCAGUAUGACAUCACUGGUCUCACUUCACACAAAAUGCUUGUCAAGGGAUUCUGAUGUUUUUUUUGUGUAUUUUCUUUUUUGUCUUCUGUCAUCAAAACAGUUAAAUACUGCCACUGUGACUGGUCCUCGCAUACGACCCAACCUGGACCUCGUGUCUCUCUUCUGUCUCUCUCGCUUUCUUUCUCUAUCUCUUUCUUUCUCCGUCUCUCGCUCCUCUGUCUCUCUCCCGCUGCUGCUGCCGAGAUGAUGAUGAUGAUGAUGAUGAUACGGGUCACCCUGUAAAAGGCCAUUAGAACACAUUCAGAAGUUCUGACUUUUUCAGCACAACUCAUAACUGAAAAAUAUGUAUUUUUCCCCAACCAGCCUAUAUUCCACAGCUUGGUGUGGAGCAUGACACUUGUUUGUAAUGUAACCGUUUGUUCUCUUAGUUUUAGGUUACACAAACAUUGAGGCCCUAUCGCCCACGUUGGCAAAUAAUGAUGAAUCAAAACACGUUGAAUGUUGCCUAGAUGGAGGGAUAUUGGCUAACGGUUUAGCAAUCAAAUAUGUUAUUUUCGAGUAAUAAUUUCUUGAAAUAUGCUACAUUCGGUUUCAGACUGAAGAAUUGUUCUCACCUCGCUCUGAACAUACUGUUGAGUGAUAGUCAUAGGAAAGGUUGGAGGAUUAUGUCUUAACAUGCGCUUCAAUUUCUCGUGUAGAUACAUUUACUCAAGUUGUACAUUUACUCAAAGAAAUCACAUUGGUAUAUGUAACCUUGUUGUGUGUGUGUGUGUGUGUGUGAAUGUUCCCGCUGUCCCAUUGUAUGAUGUUCUGACAGUCCGGUUGUUGUUAAGUGUUGAUGGAUGACAGAGAUUCUGUCUUGUGGGAUCGUUGAUAGUGGGUUGCAGGAUGUUGUCCGCCGCCCCUUCACCCUGUCUGGGACUGUUAUCAGAUCAGAAUGAGUGGUGAGGAGCAACAUGUCUCAGUAAUGGCAAAAUGGAACCCCUCUGGUGCUGUUGUACAAAAGCUGCUUUACAUAGUCUCUGGGUCUCUCCCUCUAUGCACACACUCUGCUGAAGCCAUGCCAUCUCUUGAAGGGGGUGCUGGGGGUGAUUUGCACACAAGAAUAUGUCUGAUAUACGUUUGUGGAUUAACACAAUAGGUAUAGCGUAAUAGUGGAUCAGGUUACUGUGUUUGCAUAUCGGGAGAAACUGAAGAGGAACAAUAGCAGGCCAUGAGCAAGGCCCAUUGAAUUUGGUUUAACAGUGGACAGAGAUACCCACCCUCUAGAGAGCUACAACCAUUCUGCCGUUACUGUGGGUCUGUUAGUAGGGCCUCUGUAUCGGCUUAACCAUGAGUUACUUAGUGUUUUUCACCAUGUUUCACUAUGAGUUUUAUUUUUGUUACGUUAGUUUUGAAAAGCUUAUUCAUUUGUGUGUCCUCUGCACUUUACUGCUGCGUGAGUGAGGCGCAGUGAAGGGAGGGACUGACGACGCAUUGUGGGAGUGAGUGAUGUCUGGUGCAUGGAGGGAGGUGAUUGGUUUGGUGAGUGGCUGUUUGGGCAAGGAAAAGGAGGAGAAUCAAUCUGGACGUGGAGAGUGUGGAAGGGACCAUGGCAUAAGGAAAUGUUUUGUUUAGUUCAUACAUUUGUUUAUUAUUUCCUGUAAGGAAAUAGACUGGCUCUAAUAUGGACUCCCAAAGAGUGAUCGAGUAGUGUUGUUCCUUCUGCUUUGGCGAUUCUUACACUAGCCCCUCCCUGCUUCAUCUGAUCUGAAAUACAUUUGAGGUGUUUGUCUGCCUCAUAUCUAGUUUCCUCUUUUGUUGUGUAACAUUUUCUCUUCCGAUUUACUGUAUGAUUCUCCUCCUUUCAUAUUUGUAAUAUAGAAUGCACUUUUGACUAAAAUCCUGGCUAGUUACAAAAAAUAGCAAUGUAUAUUCUUUAAAGAUGUAAAAAAACAAAAAACAAAAUCAAUAUACUUUUUCCCCUCAUGUAUUUUUAACCACUUAAUGUAGCAUUGCCUAUUUUAUUAUUGUCAGUAUCUGGUACAAAAUUGUGCGGCUUUAUACUGUCCUGUUUUUUUUUUGUUUGUUUUUUUGUGUGUGGGGGGGGGGGUUGUUUUGUAUGUUGAGAAGUUGAAAUGUUGGGCCUUUUUUUAAUAAUGUACAUUUAACAGACUAUCUGCUAACUUUCAGAAGUAAAAAACGAGUAGCCAUAAUUAUCACA
This is a messenger RNA of Oncorhynchus nerka (sockeye salmon), 5970 nucleotides long. RefSeq names its product zinc finger protein 652-like. The record is from RefSeq and is a predicted model, not a curated record. Gene Ontology annotation, molecular function: RNA polymerase II transcription regulatory region sequence-specific DNA binding; DNA-binding transcription factor activity, RNA polymerase II-specific. The transcript has 6 exons. Gene Ontology annotation, biological process: regulation of transcription by RNA polymerase II. Gene Ontology annotation, cellular component: nucleus. The coding region runs from base 901 to 2964 and encodes 687 amino acids. NCBI's taxonomy places the organism in Eukaryota, Metazoa, Chordata, Actinopteri, Salmoniformes, Salmonidae.